AUGAGCGCGGUUCUCAACUGUUUCGCCGCAUCAGGCGACAUUCGAGCAGCUGCAGAUUGCGCUGCGGCUUCAAAAUCACUACAUCUGUGCAUGUCAAAGACACCGAAGAAGCCCGUCGUGCCAAAAAGCUCAAUCAACUACCUCCUCACCAAGAUUCGAAAGUAG
Kockovaella imperatae is the source of this 165-nucleotide messenger RNA. RefSeq lists its product as hypothetical. The record is from RefSeq and is a predicted model, not a curated record. Bases 1 to 165 code for a protein of 54 amino acids. The transcript is spliced from 2 exons. Lineage: Eukaryota; Fungi; Basidiomycota; Tremellomycetes; Tremellales; Cuniculitremaceae.